AUGGCGUCGAUGCUGCGCCGCGUCGUGACCGCGUCCACCGGCGGCGGCGGCGGCGCGUCCGCGUCCGCGGGCGCGGGCGCGAGCGCGAACGCGCGGACGACGCGCGCGCUGCGACUGACCGACGCCCCGCCGCCGACGCCGCUCCCUCCGCGGGUGAAGCACGUCGUCCUCGGCCCGGACGCGUUCGGCCCCGCGGCGACGAUCGUCGCGUCCGCGCUCGGUCUCCCGGACGUGGACGCGCGAUACGCGCGGCAGCUCAUCGAGUUCGGCGCGGUGUACUACUCCGACGUCCCGCCGCCGCGUCCGCGCGCCGCGAGCGGAAGCGGAUCGUCGUCGUCGACGAACAACAAACGCGACCCGAGCGCGACGCCGCAGCGCGUCAAGUCCGCGAACCGCGUCGUGCACCCGGGCGGGUAUCUCCGCGUGCACGUCCACCCGAAGCGCUUCCCCGCCGCGCGCGCCACGGACUGGCGACGCGCGAUCAUCGCGGCGGGGGACGCGUUCGUCGUCGUGGACAAGCCCGCGGGCGUCAACGUAGGAUUCACCGUGGACAACGCGAAGGAGUGCGUCGCGCAGUGCGUCGCGCGCGCGCUCGGGGACGCGUUCGCGGAGAACGGCUCGGACAGUUCUUCGACGGAUAGCUCGACGGAGUGUUCUUCGUGGGGGUGGGCGGACGCGACGCCGCUCAUCGUGACGCAUCGACUCGACGCCGCGACCUCCGGCGUCCUCGUGCUCGCGCGCGACGUCGAGUUCGCGCGGCACUUCAACGACGCGCUCCGCGAGAGGAAGGUGCAGAAGACGUACGCGUGUGUCAGCGAAGCGCGCGUGCCGGUCGGCGUGAUGGAACACUGGACGGAUCCGGAGGAUGCGACGAGAGGGCCCCGGCGGCACGUGAUGCGGCCGCCGCGAGAGGGGGAUACGCCGUGGGAAGAGCGCGGCGGCGGCGGCGGCGAGACGUCCACAUCGAUCGCGGAGGAGCGCGCGGAGAAGGCCGCGGCAACGACGUCGAAGCAGAAGAAGAGCCAGCGGCAGAAGAAGCGCGAGCGGCGGCUCGCCAAGGCGGAGGAGUUCGUCCACCCGGACGGCCGGCGGCGGUGCGUGCUGCGCGUGUUGACGUGCGAGGAGGUGAAAAUCCCCGGGGAAAAAGCCGGGGACGCGCCGCCGCGGUACGAGUCCACGGUGGAGCUCGUGACCGGGCGGACGCACCAGAUCCGCGCGCAGUUCGCCGCGUCCGGGGCGCCGCUACUCGGCGACGUGCUGUACGGCGGCGCGCGCGUGGGACGGGGGACGGGGGAAGGCGAAGGCGAAGGCGAAGCGCCGAGGGUGUUGGGAAACGACGACGCGUUGUGUCUUCACGCGAGCGAGAUUCGCGUCGACGUCGCCGGGCCGCUAGGGCGGAGCGGGACGACGUUUAAGGCGUCGCCGCCGUGGUGGAGGAGGGGCGCGUCGUAGGACGCUCUGCGGUGUUUUGCCGUCACCGCGCGCGCGGUGUCGCGUACGCUUAAAUCAUCAAAUCAAUCAACAGAGCUACGUAAAC
This is a messenger RNA of Micromonas pusilla CCMP1545, 1537 nucleotides long. RefSeq lists its product as uncharacterized. The record is from RefSeq and is a predicted model, not a curated record. NCBI's taxonomy places the organism in Eukaryota, Viridiplantae, Chlorophyta, Mamiellophyceae, Mamiellales, Mamiellaceae. The coding region runs from base 1 to 1452 and encodes 483 amino acids. The transcript has a single exon. Gene Ontology annotation, biological process: enzyme-directed rRNA pseudouridine synthesis. Gene Ontology annotation, molecular function: pseudouridine synthase activity; RNA binding.